This is a messenger RNA of Terrapene triunguis (Three-toed box turtle), 1369 nucleotides long. RefSeq names its product solute carrier family 30 member 10 (gene SLC30A10). The record is from RefSeq and is a predicted model, not a curated record. Gene Ontology annotation, cellular component: membrane. Lineage: Eukaryota; Metazoa; Chordata; Testudines; Emydidae. The transcript is spliced from 4 exons. The coding region runs from base 1 to 1326 and encodes 441 amino acids. Gene Ontology annotation, biological process: intracellular zinc ion homeostasis; manganese ion transport; zinc ion transmembrane transport. Gene Ontology annotation, molecular function: zinc ion transmembrane transporter activity.
AUGGGGCGCUACUCGGGCAAGACCUGCCGCCUGAUCUUCAUGCUGGUGCUGACCGCCGGCUUCUUCGUGGCCGAGCUGGUCUCCGGCUACCUGGGCAACUCCAUCGCGCUGGUGUCGGACUCGUUCAACAUGCUCUCGGACCUCAUCUCGCUGUGCGUGGGCAUCGCCACCGGGCGCAUCGCCCGCCGCGCCCGCCGGGGCCCCGGCGCCACCUACGGCUACGGCCGCGCCGAGGCGGUGGGGGCGCUGAGCAACGCCGUCUUCCUCACCGCCCUCUGCUUCACCAUCCUGGUGGAGGCGGUGCUGCGCCUGGCCCGGCCCGAGCGCAUCGACGGCCCCGAGCUAGUGCUCAUCGUGGGGGCGCUGGGCCUGGCCGUCAACGUGGUGGGGCUGCUCAUCUUCCAGGACUGGGGCUCCUGCUGCAGCCGCCUGCAGCCCCGCGCCGCCACCCCAGAGCAGCUCCAGGCGGUGCCCGGCGCCGGGCGGGAGGAGGCGGCCGUGGUGGAGUGUCAGGAGGCUGUUGAAGCAGGUGAUUCCCUGAACACUCAGGAAAGGCCUGAAGAGCAGACAGUACAGAAAAAAGAGAAAAAGUCUGAAGCUUUGAACAUCAGAGGUGUUCUUUUACAUGUGAUGGGAGAUGCACUUGGAUCUGUGGUUGUGGUAGUUGCUGCUGCAAUAUUCUAUGCACUUCCCCUGGAUGCCAAUACUCCGUGUAACUGGCAGUGUUACAUUGAUCCAAGCCUGACAUUAGUUAUGGUGGUCAUCAUUUUGUCCUCUGCCUUCCCACUUAUCAAAGAGACCGCAACCAUUUUGCUGCAGAUGGUUCCCAAAGGUGUUAAUAUGCAAGGACUGACGGAAAGACUAACUGAUGUGCCAGGGGUUAGCAGUCUUCAUGAGGUGCAUGUCUGGGAACUGGCAGGUGGGAAGAAUAUUGCUACCCUUCAUGUCAAGUGCCAAACCACUUCUGAUUACCAAGAUGCCUCUUAUAAAAUGCGGGAGGUUUUCCACGAAGCAGGGAUCCAUUCUGUAACCAUCCAACCGGAGUACAUUGACCACAAGGCCUCUGAGCUAAUAUGCAGCUCACCCUGUAUCUCAAAAGCUUGUGCUUCUCAGUUGUGUUGCCCUCAGCAGGAAGUUGCACUUACUCAUGAUAAUGGUUAUCUUGAGAAAAAUGGCCUUUCCCCAACACUGCAUAUAGACAAUAGUUUAAAUAAAAAUGGUGUUGAAAUUCCUAUUGAGCAUACAUUGGCAGGGGCUGUAAUUAAAAAUACAGACAAUUGUAAAAAAUCAGAUGACAAAUCAUAUCUACACAGUACACACUUUUAAAACAGUUAAUUUUACACUUCAUAAUCUCUGUAUAGAACAAAGC